AUGACUGUAGCAAAGACAUUGCUAACCUGGCUUCUGGCCACGGCAACAUGUGCAUUCGGUGCCAUGUUUGAUCCAUACUAUGCCAACUUGACAUGGCAGCCUCCCAGAACCCUCUCAAAUUGGUCCAACCUGACUGUAACCACUCCUACUGGAACGUUUAUAGGAACACUCAACGACACUUAUCCCAACGUGCGGCACUUUUUGCGCGUGCCAUAUGCCCAGCCGCCGGUUGGCGAUCUUCGCUGGAUGCCACCGCAACGUCCAAAGGUGUCCAAUAAAACCAUUGAUUCUACCUACUUUGGCCCUGCGUGCCCGCAAUUUGUAUCUGGCACUGCAAGUUUGUGGAACAUGUAUCAGCCUCCGAAUACAGUCAUUAACAUUGGGGAGCCUACGAAUGCUGGUGCAAUCGCCUGGAGUACUGCUGAAGACUGCCUGUCUUUGGCAAUAUGGACACCUAGUUACGCAAAUAAAACGUCCAAACUUCCAGUUGCUCUAUACAUAACUGGGGGUGGAGGUGUAACCGGAGGCAUCAACAUUGCGUCUCAGCUGCCAACAAACUGGGUUUCUCGGUCGCAAGAACAUGUAGCCAUUACAAUCAAUUACCGAGUCAAUGUGUUUGGAAAUCCCAAAUCCAGAGCUCUGGAUGAGACUUCUCUUACAUUGCUAGAUGUACGCGCUGCGGUAGAAUGGGUCUCGGACAACAUUGAGCUCUUUGGUGGUGACAAGGACAAUAUCAUGCUCUGGGGUCAAUCUCAAGGCGCCGGCCUUACGCAUCAGUACACCCUGGCUUGGCCCGACGACCCCCUCGUUAGCAGGUUUGGCAUCAUUUCUCAGCCUCCAGAUGUGCGCAUCAACCUCACACAGACGCCUGACCCGUAUGCGGACUUUGAUAUCCUCUCAGCGGCUCUUGGCUGCAACUAUGGGGAUGAUUAUGAGGGAGAGCUGGAGUGCAUGCGCCACAUUUCGUUUGUGCAGCUCACCGAGACUAUAAACAACUGGAACUCUACGCCAUCAAUUGCCUUUAACAGGUGCAUCCCCGAUGAAAAGUACAUUUUUACCAACGAGACCGACCGCUAUGAAAAGGGGCUCGUGGCCAAAGGCCCUGCCGUCGCAUCCAAUGCUGCCACCGAGAUUCCCACCGAAGGAAAUCUCACCGCGUCAAUCAGUAAUGCACAAGCGUGGACAUGCGCCAACUAUCGAGACAGCGUGCUGCGACAAUCGUAUGGUCUAGAUACUUAUCGAUAUUUCUGGGCAGGCAACUUUUCCAACAUUAGUCCCGUCCCUUGGCUUGGAGCAUUUCACUGGAGUGAUGUACUAAUGAUAUUUGGCACGUACAUGCUGGAUGUGGGCGAGUUACCGGAACUUGAAGUCGAGAGCUCAGAGGCGAUGCAAGACUAUUUGCUAGCGUUUCUAAAAGGCACAGCUGCAGCCCAGGGGUGGCCAAGAUUUGAUGCGAAUGCGACAGAUGGAGGUGCAAUCCUAGAAUUUGGAAAUGGUGUUGUAGUAAAGAACCUCACUGGCGAUUAUAUCGACGGGUCAUGCUGGAACUCUUCUGCUACCUUUCCAUAUUAUGGUUGA
Molecule: messenger RNA, 1578 nt
Organism: Pestalotiopsis fici W106-1
Lineage: Eukaryota; Fungi; Ascomycota; Sordariomycetes; Amphisphaeriales; Sporocadaceae
Exons: 7
Coding region: 1-1578 (525 amino acids)
Source: RefSeq, a predicted model, not a curated record